Molecule: messenger RNA, 154 nt
Organism: Funneliformis geosporum
Lineage: Eukaryota; Fungi; Glomeromycota; Glomeromycetes; Glomerales; Glomeraceae
Source: the annotation of a GenBank genome assembly
CCUAGUUUCAUCCAUGCGAAAAAAUGAGAUAAUUGCUAACCUACCUGCCUUACCUUACAUAUCAGAAAUUGAGGCGCUAAAUGACAUUAGUAAUUUAUGGUAUUUCUAUCUUGAGGGUAUAACCGAAUCAGAAGUGCUAAAGAAAAACACUUAA